GGCGUACAAGCUAAUUCCCCAGUAUUGGGAACGCCUAGUCCCGGGUGCCGUCUUUUUUAUUAUUAUUCGUCUUUCCCAUCUGACUGAACCUCUCUCCACCGCUUUUACAAAAAUAUUCCUUGUCACUUUUUUCCAUCUCUGUCCCCCUACUCCGAGAGCCCUAAACUUAGACGAUGCCCCCACAACUACUACCGGCUUCGGCCGCCGCUUUCGCCCCCCGAGCAUCAUCCGUCAAUAUUGUCUUGGGAUCAAAGGUCGAACCGUGGUUGACGCAAACUCUCAAGCGCAUUAACAGAGUCAAGAGGCCGUUGAACAGUAUACCGCAACAUCAAAGAUGCUUGACCGAGACGUUGUCGUCACCGAAUGCUAUCUGGACCCUGACUUCGCUGAUGCUGGACAAGGCGCCCGAGUCUGAAUUGCGCAGGGAUUCUAACCCGUUAAUAGAGGCCAUCUUCAACUACCAGAUUAUACAUGUCGAAGCUUAUAUCGUUCACGUCGAUAUGGUGUUGAGGAAUGAAGUCGCUUAUAAGUUGACGCCCGGCUCGAUAGAAUCGCUCAUCGAGUAUCACAAGGAAAUCUACUGCGUCAACGCCAAGGCUGAUACUUAUGACUGGCCCGAAAAGGAGCAGCAUGCUAAGAAGUUACACGAAGACUUUGUCCAGGCCAUCAACAAAUUUGUUUUCAGGACCCACGUUUCUGCGCUGGAAGGAUUAGAAGAGGAGGGAGCUGGAGAAUUGCUUUGUGGGAAGAGCGAGGAGGUCAAGAAUAACAUCAUGGGAUUGUUGAAUAAGCCCCUGCUACCGCCGCCGCCGAAGAUCGUCGAUGUUGUCCGCCAACCGCCAUUAUUACCUAGCUCGCCCAUAGGCGCAAACAUUUGGUCACAGUCUACCCCUUCGCCAGCGAUGCCCGCACCGGUUGAGCCAUGGCGCGUGCUGCCUUCCAGUCCUAACGUCACAUCUUCGGUAGAGUCAAAUACGCCGAUAUGGGCCAAUAUGUCGCUACACGAAAUUCAGGUACCUUCGCCUCCCAUGCAAUAUAGCCAACCGUUUUCUACGGCCGGGAUGUAUUAUAGCUCACCGAUGGUAACAUCACCAAUUCCGGCCUUACCGCUUCCUAGCAUGCUGGCGUCGCAAUGUGGUGUGGGUGUUGGAUACGGCGGUUUUGGUUGGGAUCGAUAUCAAGAGUACACGACGACCAUAUGACAACCACCGUCCACCACAGGGGAUCACCACCCGGUGGUGACAACCUCGUAAACGAUUUUGGUUCAAGAUUCCCCCAAUCCAAACAAGGGAUUCGCGGCAUAGACCCUAUCGCACCCCCAAGGCAUACCGGCGUUUUGCAUCAACCAGGAGCGACUCCCGAUCGUUUGGCAUAUAUAUUAAUCUCGGUGUUUUCUUAUUUCUUAUUUUCUCUGUGUUUAGCAAGCGAGCGUCUGAUUUUUACUGGGAAAUAUAUCCCCUAUAUAACAACCGCCAGCUCGGUCAUAGGCUGUAUUCCUUUCACCUCAUCAUGUCAGGGACU
This is a messenger RNA of Annulohypoxylon maeteangense, 1521 nucleotides long. RefSeq lists its product as uncharacterized. The record is from RefSeq and is a predicted model, not a curated record. The coding region runs from base 174 to 1202 and encodes 342 amino acids. Lineage: Eukaryota; Fungi; Ascomycota; Sordariomycetes; Xylariales; Hypoxylaceae. The transcript has a single exon.